Messenger RNA from Oppiella nova, 205 nucleotides. Lineage: Eukaryota; Metazoa; Arthropoda; Arachnida; Sarcoptiformes; Oppiidae. The record is from the annotation of a GenBank genome assembly.
UGGACAUCCGUUUCCUUUGACAACAAAUUUCUCAAUCAAUCGAUCGUUUGGUUGUCUUUUGGAGCACUGAUUGUCAUCAAUGAAGCCAUACGCUCUUCACGGCCACGAGAGGGCCAUCACUCAGAUUAAGUACAACCGCGAGGGAGACCUCCUGUUCUCGUCGGCCAAAGACAGCACUCCCAACGUGUGGUACACUAUCAAUGGC